ACUGGAUAAAAUCCUGCGCACCGAGGUUCUUCCUCAUGGCGCUCGGCCUCUUCCCAGCGCUACCGGCCAUCCCUCUGCUCGCCCUCGCUCCUCUGUUGGCUCAGACCGCGCCCCCUUCUCGGCCCCAUCUCCAUGGCGUCCGGCCGGAUCUCCAGUGCCACGCCGGCUUGGAGCUUCCAUGGCCGCAUCUCUUUUUCCCUGUGAUUUCAUGGCGUCCCUGCGUCGCAUAUUCCCUGAGCUCGUCGCCAUGGCUGCACCCAGCUGCUCCUCCAUGGCUCGUCUCUCCUUGGCACCCAGCCGAGCCCCUCCGCACGCCCAGAUGCCUGCUCGCUGCCAGCUCGCCCUGCUCUCUGUUUUCUCUCUCUGCCGCGCCCGCUGUUGGUUCGCUCUGCUCGCGGCCAGAGCUCCACUGCGUCGCGCCCAAGCUUCUGGCGUCUUCCUCCCCUGCGCAGAGUCUCAGCCUGCUUGCCGAGCCCAGCCGCCCUUCCCUUUGAUUCUCCCUCGCCCAUGGUCGAGUUCGCCCCAGCGCCGUGCUCUGCGCGCGACCGUUUCCUGUUCCCUGCGCGCGUCGAGCUCUCGUGCCGAGUCCCUCUGUUGCGUGCCCAGCCUCAAGUUCCUGUGCGCGCGCUCCACUGUUCCCUGGGUGAGUUCCUCGCUGCCACAGUUGUCUGGUGUUUGGCCCGCGUCGAUUCGCGUUCGCUCAUAUCGCCAUCGUCGUGUUGUCGCUGGUGAUAGCUUCGCGUGCGCGUCAAACUCCCGCGUCUAAGUCUUUUUCCUGCUCCCUUGUGUGCACUCUGCUUCCUCGCCGAGCUCGUCCCUGCGCGCCGAGGUCGCGCGCAGCUCUCCCAGCUCGCUCUGUCUGUGCGCCGCGCUCCCUUGUCGUGGUUUUCUGCUUCCUUGUCGCGCGCGCAGUGUUUCGUUGUCCCUCGUCGUGCCGAGUUCUCCUCUGCACGCAGUCGCGUCCUGUUUCCUGCUUGCCAGCGCGCCCUCUCGGCUCGCUCGGCCUUAAUCCCUAUCUCGUCGUCGAUCUCGCCGUGACUUAGUUCGUCUGUCGUGCUAGUCGCUGUCCGAUACUGUACCUAUUAGCUCGGAUCCUGCCCAGCUCGUCGUCGCGUCGUUUACCGUCGAGUCGUCAAACACGUCAUCCCCUGCUCGAUCCCCACCUCACCAGCUUACUCCAGACUUCAAUCGAAGGUCGUCGUCGUUCGUGCAUCCCCAAGAGAUCCCAAGAAUCGGGUGAAGACGAAGUUAACAACGCGAUAUUCCCCCAAGCGCUCGACAAAUUGUCUCGAUCGGGAAAUCGCUACCGAUCUCGCGGAUUCGUGACAGCUGUUGAAACGGUACGUGAAUUAACCACGUGAUGCGGAAGACGAGCCAAGUUGACCCCAAGCGCGGGCUACUCCACAUGAUGGUGCUGAUCGACGAACCUGCCUGAUCAAGUGCUAGGACAAGGAUGAUCGUCAAGUGGUCGUCACCUAACAAACACUAACCUAGUGUUAUUCCAGGCAAGCCCCGGUGCAUGCAACCCCUUUCCUUGUGUUUUUAAAUAAUUUUCGCACACUUUAAGUCUAGUGAAAUGUGCAUUAGAUUCAUAGGAGUUGCUUGGAACCAUUUGAUGCAUUGCUUUCCUUGAUAUCCAUACCUUUAUAGAUACUUCUGUGAAGUAUCAAAAUAUGAUUUACAAAAAUGCUUAGCCUUGCUUAGAUCUUGUGGAUAGAGGUUAUCCUUAGCCUAGCUCGAGAAAGGAUGGCUUCUACCUGCAAGAAUAUUUUCAUUUAGAGCAAUAGUGGGAUCUUACUGCAAAGUUCCCUGUGAUGCUCUUUCAUCCUAAGGAACAGAAACAAUCCUAAGGAUGGAAAUACUUAAAUUGAGACUUGGGUUAGGAACAGGUGAUGUUCUACCCAGGUUGAUUAAGGAUUGAAUGCGUAUGUAGGCGUGUUGAUCGAGGACCCUUUAACUGGUCACAUGCCUCGUCAUGGGUAAGCCUUGCCUCGGGCAGACUAAGGCCAGAAUAAGAUAACACGAAAUGGGCGUGGAGCGGUGGCGAGAGUAGCGUGUACCCUCCGUGGCAAGAGGCUGGACGGUGGUGUAUCUGUGCUCUCGGUUUGCGUGAACCUGAUCUGGUCUUAAGAACCCCGGUGGCAUAUGCAAGGGUUAAGUGCUACAUAUGUCGUGUGAUUGGAGAUCCUCAGCUGAGUAUAAUCGAUUCGGAUCGCCGUACCUUCGCGGUUAUGAAGACUUGGUCACUUCCCUACAACCUAAGUCAGGAUGUGAACAUUAUGGAUAAAAAAAUGAUGUUGUAUUGAUGAGAUGAUGGAAUUAGACUAGAUGCAAACAGAGUCUAUUAAUAUUUAAUCUGGCGUUAAAAUAUUGAAAGUAAGGACUCACUUUAGUAAGCUAUUUCUGCAAAAGUAUCUAAGUUGAUUCUUGCUAAAGCCUCUCCUUGACUCCUAUUUAUCCAGCAUACCCUUGAGAGUCUUUUCCUUAGUCGGGUAAGACUUGCUGAGUAAUUCCAUACUCAGGGUUUUAUUCCCUGUUGUUUUUCAGGAUAUAACUUUGUGCUGCUGUGAUGGUGUUAAGUGCCGGUGGGCUCGGCCUUCUUAUAUAAGUAUACCCAGUCUUUAUCUUCUUACUGAGGAUGGUCAUUUGAGCUAGCAUAUAUUUCAAACUUAUACUUUUGUAAUCACUCCGAUAAAAUAAUAUAAAAUUUUUGUAACUUGUAAAAUUUGGUAAUAAGAUUUCCGCUGCAAAAUAUUGAUGUGUGUGAUUUGUGUUACUUAAUCCCGCGGUUCUGGUUGUAAGUGGUUUAUUCGAUGUCCUUGGGGCAAUCGGACGGAUCCUGUUAAGUUAUUUAGUGCACAUGCAUAGCUGUCUGAGGUCUUUGAGACAAGGACAGGUGCAUGUGGGCCCAAUAACUUGGGAGGUUCUGCCACAGCUGGUAUCAGAGCAGGAUUAAGUAUGUACGGUCACAUACGUACUUUCAAAACAAAAGUUUUGGUUUUAAAAAACCUAUUUUCAUCUAAACACAUUGUUUGGUUUUGAAAACAGCUUUGAAAAACUAUAAUGCUAGCGACAUCCUCUGUUAAGCCCUAAAUUAAGGACUAUCAGGUGGCUUAUUCAAAACACUAACCCACAACCGGGUGGAUAUUGCAUACAUGUGUAUUGUUAUUUUUGAGGCCAUUCAGUAUUGAAUGGAUCGACGCUCAGGUAAGGUGAGAUGUGAGAGCAUGACCGAACAAUCGUCGGUCUAGGGAAGAGUGUAAAAAAGCGCUUGAUUAUAUACAUGUUCCACAUAUGUAUAUAUGAAGGCUGCGAUGUGGAGUAAUUACUUUUCCGGGAAUUCAGUACCCCAUGGAUGUAUGGGUAUACAGACAUGGGAAUACUGAGAAUUGUAAUGUACCUGUAACGACGCACCUACACUCAGGUAAGAAGGUAAGUUACCAUAAUGAGUUGCCCUAUGGUUAAAGUGUGGCAACGGCGCCUAUGCGUGGCUCGACGCUUAAUGAUGAGCUGGCCUCCAUAUAGUAAUAUAUGGAGUAUAAACUGUGAUAAACUAUCAUGUGUGAAUUGCAUCAUGGGAAAAUGGGCUGUAAUGGAAUUUUCUGCAGGUACACUAACCCCGAAAACGUAUGUGUAGCUGACGACUAGCAAAAUAUCGUGAGAGUCGUAAGAAUGCCACCGAUAUAGAACGUUAUUGCCACAUUAUGUUGGCAAAAUCAGUGAGGACGAAUAGGACGAGCAUGCAUCCUGAUUGUUGCAUCAUGUUUGUCACCUAUACACCCAAGAUGCUUUUCUCAUCUUUAUUCCAGUAACCAUUGAUUGUAGAUAAUAUGGUGUAAUGCUGAAUUAUGAACUUCGAUGAAAUAGGUGUCCUCCAUUCUUUAGGUAACCUAUUCAGGUCUUAUAUGGUGUUUGCCCUUGUGCUUGAUGUGUCGAUAGAAGGUUAGUGACUUGUUUGCCUAAACCCAAAACUAGGCCAUGUUCUUAGUUGGUGAACCAUGACCCAAAGUUGAUUUUUCUGUUACCCCUCCUUGACCCAAACUUAUACAAAUAAAUGCUUAGAUAAUUUCUUCAUUGGACAAAAAGGGUACUUAAGCUUAAAAUAAGAAUCUCGAGUCAUGUUUCCUUCUAAAACCAUUCCCUUGUUCAUCUGUGCAAGCUGAUGUCUCUAUUCCAGUUUGCCUGUUCUUGAAGAUCGCAAUGUUGUUUCAUCAACCUAGCCUAGGAAAGACAUGUCCGAUCAUUUUCUUAAGUUCGAUGCCUUUGGUUUCCUCAUAUCUAUCAAAGGCAUAGCAACUUAAUCCUAUGAUUGUUUUCCCUCCAUAUCUAAUCAGAUAAUAAUCCUUGACCUUGUAAUAUCUGCGAUGGGCAUAGAAAUAUGUUUGGGGCUGAAUUAACAGUCUCCCAUCGUACUCCUUUCAUCAAGUUUAGGUUAUGGCCAUGUCUUAUUCAUUUCAUCGGGCCAUGAUCUAUUUGGCUCUCUAUUUGUAAUCAUUCUUACAGGUGGAGUAUCCCUUUGUAUAUUGUCACCCUUGCCCAAUCUAUUGGUGUGGCGCGAGAUUUCUUAUUGGUUACGUCUGGUAAUGGUGUUAUGACUAAAGCCGAUGAUGCCACGACGAAACCGAGGGCCUCCUGUGAAUGUACACACAUGGUUGCGCUACUUGGCACGCGCUGGUAUCACAGUUAGUAGUCAUAAUCCAUUAUGAGACUAUAUCAAUGUGUUUUCUUGGCACAAUCUGUUUUUGCUACGUGAGAUUCAUUAUUGGUGUCGGUUCGGUGAUGGUGUCAUGAUUAAGAACGUAUGGUGCCGCAGCGAAACUGAGAGCCCCUUGUGAAUGUACACGCAAGGUUAUGCUGCUUGGCGCAUGCUGGUAUCAAGGUCCCUAGUCAUGAUCCAUUGUGGAACUACACUGAUGUGUUAUCUUCCGUGGACCUUCCCUUGAAACAAAUUCUAUGUUGUUUGUGAAGUGAUCAAGCAACAUCUGUCAUCUCCAUUGGAUCAAAAGGGCAUACCACUUUCAUGUGUGGUCUUAUUUCUUUUGAUCCUGGUAGUGACUACUCAUACAAGUUCCCUUUACGUCUUGUGGGUAAAGCUGAAGCCUUGGAGCUUUUUAUUGUUGAAAAACAACUGAUUAGCUCUCAAAAUAAAGAUUUGGCUUUCCCUGCUGCUGUGAUGCAGGAGUUUGUUCAUUCGCUCCCUUAUUUAAUCCAUGUAUUCCCUAACCAAGUGGAUAAUUCAUCUCGCAUGAAGAAAUGGAUGAACAACAUGACCAAAUGGAUUUCUACCCAAAUGCAUGACCUUUUGCUAGCGAAUGUGAGCUCUCGACCGUUGGCUUACCGAUGGUACUGAGAGGACUUGCUCAAUGUCGAAAGUAGUUCAACAAGUUGGUUUUACUAACUUGUAACCGCCUUGUGAUCAAAGGUUGAGUUUAGAGAUCGCUUUAUCGAGUUGUCUGAACUCACUUUGGGUCAACCCAUCCUAAGGAAGUACUUACAAGAAUUAAGAUUAAGUCGGCCAGUAACUGCCUAAUUAUCGCUCUAGUCAUGCCUCGAUCGCCUCACGUGUACUUUUCCAGCGUGUGUGAUCAUGUCGAGCCAUGCCUAGUGCUUGAUAAAAUGGUAUGGUUGCGAAGACAACAUCAACGAAUCUUUCCAUUGGUAUUUUUUUUGAGUCUCUAUCAUUUUCUUGGACUUGGAUUCUCUGGCUAACACGAGUUAACUGUGAUGUUAUUCAACAUCCACACUCGUCUCAUGUAUUAUGAACUUACCAUGACCACUUGUUGGUAAACCUCUUUCUAUGUGUUUUACCCAAGAUGGUGCAUCUGAUUCUGUUUGGGUAAAAUUGCGUAUUUACCGCUCGCUCAACAGACUCAGAUAGUACAGUGUCAUCAGAAAAAGCAAACUGCACACAUGAAACCUUAUGUGUUCCUCUGGUAGAUAUCGUCUCUAUUGGUGGAUAUUUCUAAAUUAGCUUAAGGCGACAUAUGAUAUGUCCACUGGAGAGACCCCAUCCUGAGACACUCGCCUUUGCUUGGACCGCCUUAUGAUUAUCGCUGAUAUGGGCAUGGGUUACAUGCUUCUCUACUCUUAAGAGUCUUUCGCUCUGAAUCUCGGGACGAGAUUCUUUUAAGGGGGGAGGGCUGUAACACCCAGGUGUUUAUAUUCCGCUCGACAACGAGUACGGAUUUAAGCACGCAAUAUCAGUGGAUAAAACAGAUUUUAAAUUUUAAUCAUCCUCGUUUAUUGCGAAUUCAAUAUCGCAUCUGUUCCAUUUGUCGCGAGUGCGACAUCAUUUUUACUUCUAUUAUUUGGGCUCUUCCAAAAAUUUUCGUGAUGAUCGGAACAUCGUCAUUCCGAAAAUCGGUGCGUCCGAUGAUUAUUUAAAAUUCGUCGCUCGCGCGAAUACGAAUUCGGAAGCCCGACACACUCUGAUGAUUUUAUUCUGAGCAGAUUAAUUUGAACUCGACAACUAAAGGUUGGGGGCAAAAUAAUUUGUAUCGUGCGUUGUCUGAGAAAAAUCGUGCGCGAGGUUAUAAUCCAAUUUAUUCUUUAGCACGUUGUUUCGAAGACAAAAUCGUGUAUAUGUUCGCAGAUAUUGUUUCGGCUAAUUUCGGUCGAAUCACGCGGAACAAAUUAUUAGUGCCGAAAUCAGUUCAUUUCGGUCUCUCGCUUCUCGCUCGGAUCCAAAUCUUCGGAUAUACGCAAUUAUUAAAUAGUUUAAUUCGCUAAAUCCGGAGAAUGAAAUGUGUAUUCGUGUAGCUUGCCGACCCGUGCACAGCGCUAAAAAUCUGGAUUUAAAAAUAUCCACGCUUUCCUUUUUUUUUAAAAAAAGAAAAAUCAAAACAAAAAAAG
Zea mays is the source of this 6852-nucleotide messenger RNA. RefSeq lists its product as uncharacterized. Lineage: Eukaryota; Viridiplantae; Streptophyta; Magnoliopsida; Poales; Poaceae. Bases 179 to 766 code for a protein of 195 amino acids. The record is from RefSeq and is a predicted model, not a curated record. The transcript is spliced from 2 exons.